Molecule: messenger RNA, 693 nt
Organism: Aureococcus anophagefferens
Lineage: Eukaryota; Pelagophyceae; Pelagomonadales; Pelagomonadaceae
Exons: 4
Coding region: 1-693 (230 amino acids)
Source: RefSeq, a predicted model, not a curated record
AUGUCGUCACAACUUCUACCGAAACAGCACGGCAGGCGGCGACGGUACUACACUCCCGAAGAAAUUAAUGCGCACAACUCUGCUGAUGAUGCCUGGUUUUCGCUGUUUCACAAUGUGUUUGAUCUCACGGAGCUAAUUGCCACCCAUAGAAGCAAUUUAACCCAGCCCUUGAUCAGCAAUGCGGGGCGCGAUAUCUCGCAUUGGUUCGACGGCAAAACCAUGAUGGUGAAAUCCUACUACAGUGAGGACAAGGGGGUCAUGCUUCCAUAUGUUCCCAUGGGUCGCUUUCUCAACGUACCACCAUCUGGACCGACUUCGGAAUGGUCCACAGAACUCUUCGAUGGGAUACCUUGGUGGAAAGAUGAACGGUAUGUUGUCGGCCAACUCUCAAAGAACGUUCGUAAGCUCAGGAUCGUCAACGUCCUGACGCAACAGUCUGAUGUGCUGAAUGUGUGUGGCGAAGAGACUGUCGAGGAAAUACAAACUCGGUAUAUACAAUACAAUGCGCAUGCCCUCUGUUAUACUUGGAAGCAGCUGAAGGACGAAAAUUUCGUGAAAAUGGAUAUGAGCAAGACUUUGGAACAAUCUGGGAUUUUUGAUGAAAGCACUCUGUUCGAGAGUAUGGGAAUAGACGAAGAUCAAUAUAUUCCAGUUGUGCAUGUGUACUUCAACGAUGAUUUGACUUACGAUUAA